Molecule: messenger RNA, 1314 nt
Organism: Galeopterus variegatus (Sunda flying lemur)
Lineage: Eukaryota; Metazoa; Chordata; Mammalia; Dermoptera; Cynocephalidae
Product: DNA repair-scaffolding protein-like
Exons: 8
Coding region: 1-1314 (437 amino acids)
Biological process (GO): regulation of establishment of protein localization to chromosome; double-strand break repair via homologous recombination
Cellular component (GO): nucleoplasm; nuclear chromosome
Source: RefSeq, a predicted model, not a curated record
AUGCUGUGCAGCGAUGGAAGCAGAGAUGGGACUGAUGCAGCUGCAAGCCAAGGAAUGCUGGGAGCCAUCAGAAGCUUGGAAGAGGGAAGGAAUAAUUCUUCCCUGGAGCCACCAGAGAGAGUGUGGCUCUGCCGACACCUGGAUAUUGGACUUUUAGCCUCCAGAACUAGAAAAAGAAAUUGGGAUAUAGAAUACCCAUCCUUCCCAGGAGAGAGGCCAGUGCAGUUCAGAAGAGCAGGUCUCAGGACAGUGGGGGCAGCUGCCUCCCUCUCUGAAGCAUGGCUCAGGUGUGGAGAAGGAUUUCAGGACACUUCUGGGACUCUGUCAUUAACAUCUGAAAAGAAGGCUAUUACAGAAAAGCGCCUUGAAUUAUCCCCUAGACCCAAGAAAGAAACUACCACAUCUAAGAGUACCAGUGGGCUUACAGAUAUAACAUGGAGUUCCAGUGGAAGUGAUUUGUCAGAUGAAGAUAAGAUACUUUCUGAAUCACAGAGAGAUGAAGGAAAUGGUUCUAGAAUAGACAGGUUUUGUAACAGGAAUAUUUUAUGUCCAGAAGAUGGAGCCAGUGAAGACGAGCUGCAGUUUAUUGACUGGGAGAUCAACAGUGACAGGGAAGAGGCUGGUGAAUGGAGUGAAUUUGAAGAUGACGAGCAUGCUACGGAAAUCUCAGACUCUGCUUCUGAUGCAAGUAGUCAUUCUUUGACAAGUGAUGAGAGGCUAUCCGAGCUUCCUAAGCCAAGUUCUACAGAAAUUUUGGAGUAUUCAUCAGAUAGUGAAAAAGAAGAUGACUCAGAGAAUGUCCUGUUCAUUGAUUCAGAAUCCCCUCACAAAUACCAUGUGGACGUUGGAACAGAUGCAAGACAAAUUGUGGAGACACUCAUAGACCCAAGGGUGAAAUCGACAGAGGACAUCUUGUGUACACCCCGGAAACAGACAGCUAAGUUUCCCAGGACUCCAGAAAAUUCAGGAAAGAAGACGAAGCUUUUAAGAGGCGGGCUAGCUGAAAGACUAAACGGACUGCAGAAUCGAGAGAGAUCUGCCAUUUCUUUGUGGAGACAUCAUUAUGUUUCUUAUCAGAGGACACUUUCAGGUAUAAAAUCUGGUGUAUUAAUUGUGAAAAUUCUAGAGCUCUAUGAGGAAUGCACCAUGCAAAUUGCCAUGUGUGAGCAGUUGGUGGGGCCACCAGCCACCAGCUCUUCCCACGGUGUGGCCCCUGGACCUGGAGCCAGCCUGCAGGUUCUCUUCACCAAGGAGACUGCAGGCUGCCUCAGGGGGCGUCCCUUGGACAUCAUCCACAUCUUCCCUCCCUGGUGA